UCAUUUAACGAACUAAACACUGUCGCAGUUGAUAAUAAUCGUUGUGUGUUAUUCGUUUUAUUAUGACUGGCUACAUUUCAAGUUAUUAAACUUUUUGAAACGAGAAUCGCUAAUAAGCUAAAAUAAUCCGCAAUCAAAGCAAACUAAGUUAUCAAUUUUGUUCAAUGCAAGUGAAAAAUGGCCCUCUUGAGCGGAGCUCGGUUAUGUGUUCUGGAUAAAAAAGGUGAUAAAACCAAUCGGGAAAUAACAAUACGAACAAAUCAAGUGAAGUUCGGAUCGCAUCCUUUGAACACAAUUCGUUUGAAAGCAAACUCAGUCAAACAGUUGCAUUGCAAAAUUUUUACUAAAAAUGAAAAAGUCAUCAUUAUCAACUAUUCGAUUGAAAAUCCCAUCAUUGUUAAUAGCGAAGCUAUUCUUAAGCGUGGUUUUUUGAGCGAUGGUUCUAUUUUAAAUAUUUGUGGAACACGAUUCCGUUGGCAAUUUGACGAAUCAAAAUUGCUUAACAAAAAAUCUGAACAAACCACAAUUAGCUCCCGGAAAGGAAAACGACGACGUACAAUUAUAAUUCAGAAAAAACAAUCAAUUGAUACAAAAAGAACGUCAACAGAAACGUGUAAAAAAACAGUUUUGAAGAAAGGGCAGAAAACUCCGACGUAUACAUUGCCUAAAAACGGGAAACAGUUGCUGAAAAACAUUCGAAAAAGAUUUACUGUUCACAAUAUCGCCAUCGGUCAUGAUACUGACGAUGAGACAAAUGAUGAAAUCCAUAAAGAUGAAGUUAUAUCUCUGCAAUCAGAAUCAACUCCAACAACUAAUCCUAGACAAUCUAGAAAUAACACACCGUUCUACACACCCGAACUGGAGAAGGAAAAUACAGUACCUAUGGAUAUUGAAAAAACUCCGACGGUACAUUUGGAAAAUUCUGCCAUGAUGAUAUUAUCUUACACACCUAUAGUUGGAACGCGUUCAAAAGUAAACCUUAAGAAAACGCCAUUGUCUUCUGCUAAUAAAGGAUCGAUAGGAAUGCGAUCGCCCUAUAUGACUCCCAAAACAGAGAACAUAUCAACUAGUAAUAUUUCGAAAGCAGGAAAUUCGAUGUAUCUUAUUGACUUGACAACACCAGGUAGUGGUCAUAAUAGCUAUGUGAACAGCCCACUGCGCGAACGUAAUAAUUCAUUUUCUUCGGUUGGUUCUUCUGUCGGGCUUAUUGAUCUAAUUACACCUAGCCCAAAGAAAAUCAAAGCAUCUUCAUCGGCCGUUAUGAAAUCUGUUCCAAAAGGUUUAUUGAAAUCAGCUCUAAAAAAUGCCAGCAAAACACCUCGAACGCCUCUUGUAGGCACACCAAAAAAUGUUCCAAAAAUUAAAAUUGACGAUCAACCUGGUAUUCCGGAUAUAAAUAGGAAAAUCAGUAGAACUCCAGUAAGUACUUCCAAAAGUAAAAUACGCCGUCAAAUAGAAACUCCGAUCGUCUGUAAAAGUCAACCAGUAUGUACCGUAUCGAGCCAAGAGAAAGAAAAUCAAAAUAAUUGUAAUGAGAAGGAUACAACAAAAUCGUCGCUGAUAGCAGUCACGACGACCGAUGAAAUAUUUGACACACUUUUAGGGCAAUCUAUAAAAAGGACUGACUCUCGAAAAUCAGAUUCUUCAAAAAGUAGUGGAAUUCCCUCCAUAAUAAGCAAAGGCGGCAGUAACUGUCCGGAAACCGAAGUUGAGAAUUUGGUGGAAUCUGCUUCGAAUGUUACUACUUCCAAAGCAAUGGAUGUUGAGUCGGCUAUGAGAAAACCGAAUCGAACGACUCAAAUACGAUCAUCACAGUAUUCUGACAUCACGCCACAUGAUUCGUUUGUGGACGGGUCCACAGUAGCCAUUGCUGAUGAGGAAUUGCCAGAAUGUAAAGAUGAGUCUGUAAUUUUGAGUGAAAAUGAGUUAGAAAAUCUAGACGAGAAGCCAAAAAUUGUUAGUAGCGGUAGAAGAAGUCAUACUCCAUUGACAAGUAAAAUUGUUCGAACGUUGGGAAACAAACGACAGACGAUUGGUAAUUUCUUCUCUAAUAUGUUCGGUAAGCUUACGGUUAGUCCCGUAAAUCGAGUCAGUAUUACUGAUAGCACUGAAUUACCCGAAGAAAAAGAAAAUGGCUCCGAAAAUGAUUCAGAUGAAUCGGAGGAAGUAUAUCACGAUAGCGAAAUUGAUCAGGAAGUAAACAGAAUCCAACAAAAUGCGGAUAUUUUAAUGAGUUCAAGCCCUAAAUUACGCCAUUCGUUGCGAGACACUCGCAAGUUUAUUGGAAGCGCGUUAACUUCGUUGAACACGUCAAAAUCUGUUAUGUUAGAAACCAGUGAAAUUGAUGAGAGCAUUUUGCUGAACGAAACGUAUGAUGAAAAUAACAUAGUUGAAGGAAGUUAUGACCUAACAGAUUUAAGUAGUCGACCAGCAACUGCAUUAUCUUCCGAUCACGCAGUGUUACCAAGAUGCGAGCAACUCUCGACACCCGAAAUUUCGGCUCAGGAGUUCAAUGAUGCAGAAAUAAAGCUACAUAACAAUAGUCGCUGCCACUUGGAUUCGCAAAAUACUCCAAAUAGGAAUGUCGUGUGUGAGAUUCCGACGUCUAGCAAACGAAAAACCGUUCAACGAGAGUUUGAAAUAAGUCCACUAGCAGUUCCAUUAGGGAGAACACCGAAAGCAUCUCCCAUAACAAAGAGGAAUAUUGCAAAAGCUUCUUCCAUAAACUCACAAUCUAAUUUCAAAAAAUCCAAAGGGCAUUUCGAAUGCAGUGAUUAUACAAUUUCUCCAAUCGCACAAAGCAAGCUGAAUAUCUCUAUAUUGACCGAGACCACGGAGAAUAUAUCCAUAACCCCGUCGAGCAUUUCGACCAACAUAGUCAAAGAGAAUGAUAAACUAGACGUGAACUCUGAAUCGCAACAACCGGAUUCGAAGGAAUCGACUAUUGUAUUGGUUGGAAUCACAUCAACACAAUCAUCAGUUGAUCUUAGUCAAGUUGCCGCUUCAUGUUCCAUGAGUGCCCCCAAAAUAAGACCUUCUGAUGGAGAAAUUGCUGUUGAUGAUACUAGAGAGCAUAAUAUAGCAUCAGUUACUUCGAUUAUUUCCGGUGAUGUCGAUUCCUCUAACCAGUCUAACUUAAACGAAUCUUCAUGGACUGUGGAAGCUUUGGAGCAAACAACCGUCAACGAUGGUGAGCACCUCGAAAAAGAAUUCACCACCCCCGAUGCCAUUUUGACUGGCUCUCAUACUACAAACAAUGAAAACACUAUAUCGCCUGUCGUCCGCAAAUCAACAGGUAUCGAGAAUCUGAAUGCAGAUUCUACUGAGGUCUACAAUGAAGACAGUUUAGAUAUUGUCACGGCAGAGCUCGAUCUUGUGACAAGUAGCGGAUGUGAGAAACAAGAAUCCUCAACAAUCCAAUCGCACAAAUAUGUUGAGCAGAAUGAAUUACCUAGACGUAGUUCUAGACGAGCGACAACCACUCCAUCAACAUUUUUCAAAACAUCCAAGACAAGCAGUGCUCAAAUUACUCAUACUUCAUGGACGUUUGGAACCAUACCAUAUGGAGAUCAGUUAGUGAUAGACAAAAGUGAUGCUGAGCAUGGUGAUGAGUUUCAUGCGGAAUCCAGUUCACGUAGCACCAUAUCUACAAAUAAUAGCGACAUGAAAUUCGACAUCGACAAGAGUCACAUUAAAAAAAUCCAUAAAAGUUUUACUGAUGCAUCUAAUGUGAAGUGUUCGGAAGAUUCUGUUGGAAGUAUUGCUUCAAGAAAAAUGACUCGAUCAUCAACUAGUGCACUUUCUAAAAAGGAAUCGUUUACCCUUGCCAAAGAAACAACAUUACAAGAUACGAAGGUACAAGAUCAAAUCCGUAUUACUUGUGAUGACAGCACGUUUGAUAAUAUUCUUGAACCAUCUAUACAAGAAUGUGAUACUCAAAAAGAUCAACAAUUGGGCUUGAUCCAAAAAACCGAACAACAGCCAGAAAAUGAUCCAACAGAGUUUAUGUCAUCAGACACAUUGUCACCAUCAGCUAACGACUACAUUUCAUUUUCGAAUAAUUCAUGUUACUCUUCCAAUGAGCAACGAACUGAAAACAAGCUACACUGUAGCAAACAUGAGUUGACACCAUCUGUUAUUGAUAAGAUGGAUAACAAAAUUACAAGCAAGAGUCAGAUCAUUCUUGAAUCACCUGUAAAUUGUUGUAUAGAUAGGGUAAACACACCUACGCAAUCAUGCAAUGAUGCAAAUUCGACUCCAGUGUCGCAUUUAAAAACGUUGUUUGGAACCCCUAUCGGACUAUCUGCAGAUUCAACUAACAGCGCUAAGCGUGUCCCUGCAGUGGAUUUUGUGACAUCAGGGAACUCAAAUAAUUCUACUCGUACUCCGUCAAGAACUUUAAGAUCUUCAAGAAAGUCUACUUUUCAUAAGAAUGAGAUCGAUAAUAUAUCUACAACUGUUACGGAUAAUUCCUUAAAUAAAAUGACUCCCAACUCGAAUGUUUCCUUCGAAGAAACAAAUCUUACCAUGACACCAAUGUUGAAAGCAUUGUUUAAGACGCCUGCAAGGUCGACACGACUUCGAACUUCCACACCGUUGAUAAAAUCCACUACUAUAAAGAAAAUAGUGAAUCCACACGAAACUACAUCUACAUCUACACAAGAAGCAAGUGUUGACUUUACACCUACAAAGAAUGAGUUGUUCAAGGCACACUCUCGAAGUCAUAUUUCUAAAAUGAAUACUUCAGAAGGAGGAAGAAUUUUGAACGUGGAAGAUAUUACGUCUUUGAGACGAUCACGUCGUUCAUGUUCUCUCAGAAAAUCGAUAACUGGAACACCUAAAAAUUUUAAUACGAUGAAAAAUAUCACUCAAAAACUUCCUUCUAAGCAACAGGAACAAGGAACGACAUCAAUCCCAUCUGUGAAACAAGCGGUUAAUAUAAUUCCAACGAAACAUGAUGAUCUAAUCGUGGAGUCCGAAAGUACACCAAACAAAAAAGAGUUGAUUAAGUCUCUUUCCGGGGUAAUGUACGCCAAAGAAUGUUCGGAGUUGCAACCGUUGGAUUCAGAAGAAUGUUCAAUGUCAUUCGACAAACUAAACACUUCCAUAACACCUUUACGUUUGUCCUGUUCGGCGAGAAAGGUAAAUGUUGAACCGAUUAAUACUGUUCAGUCUCCUAUCGAAGUAAGGCCAUUAUCGGUAGUCGACGGCAAUCUAGAAAAACACGAAAUGACACUGAACAUAGAAAAGCUAUUCGAGACACCUCGAGCGUCAACUUAUGUAUUGUUAUCAGUCAAUACAGAAGAAGCUUCAAAUAAUAUAAAAAAUACGCCUCUUGUACAAUGUCAACUACUGUCCUCAAAUCUGUCAACUGUUGAGUCCACGAAUACUAACUCGAUAUCAUUUGAUUCCGGAGAAAUACCAAAAUUGAAGUCAACUCCAGUAACAAAUUUUAAAUCAGAAAAUUUAUAUCAUGAUAUGGAUGUCAGUGGAGGGCCUAUUGAAAAAUCAGGAAAAUCCGAACACGAUAUGACACCCAUAUUGAAAGAGCUUUUCAGAACACCUUCCCGGUUGUUAAAUGUGAAAACAUCACCUAAUCGAAUGUCAAAUUCAACACCUAAGAGCACUACUCAAUUAUUCCUGGAUUCUUCGAAUGUACCAAAUAUAAAAUCAAAUAAAUUGGAAAAUGAAAUAUUAUCAUCACCUCUUGCAUCAGAAUCGAUAAUCUCAGAAAAUACUUCCGUUUCCGAAGAAAUGCAAAUUAAUUCCACAGGAGAUGUAACCGAUGUGUGUGUUCGAUCACCUCUUCCGGAAAGAAAAUCAUAUCUAUCCAAAUCUAAUAGAGACUACUCUCACUUCGAGUCUCCACAAGUCAAAAGUGCAGUAAAAUCUCAUAAUCAGACUGUCACAUCAAACGAUGUGGAACAGGAUAAGCCGCUGAUACAGGAUAAUUUGGUAGAGCUAACGCCAGAAAACACUAAUUCAAUUGAAGAAGCUACUCAAUUAUUCCUGAAUUCAAGUUCAUCAAACAUAAAAUCAAAUAAAUUGGAAAAUGAAAUUGUAUCAUCACCUAUUGCAUCAGAAUCGAUAAUCUCAGAAAAUACUUCCGUUUCCGAAGAAAUGCAAAUUAUUUCCAAAGAAGAUGUAACCGAUGUGUGUGUUCGAUCACCUCUUCCGGAAAGAAAAUCAUAUCUAUCCAAAUCUAAUAGAGACUACUCUCACUUCGAGUCUCCACAAGUCAAAAGUGCAGUAAAAUCUCAUAAUCAGACUGUCACAUCAAACGAUGUGGAACAGGAUAAGCCGCUGAUACAGGAUAAUUUGGUAGAGCUAACGCCAGAAAACACUAAUUCAAUUGAAGAAGCUACUCAAUUAUUCCUGAAUUCAAGUUCAUCAAACAUAAAAUCAAAUAAAUUGGAAAAUGAAAUUGUAUCAUCACACAUUGCAUCAGAAUCGAUAAUCUCAGAAAAUACUUCCGUUUCCGAAGAAAUGCAAAUGACUUCCAAAGUAGAUGUAACCGAUGUGUGUGUUCGAUCACCUCUUCCGGAAAGAAAAUCAUAUCUAUCCAAAACUAAUAGAGACAACUCUCACUUCGAGUCUCCACAAGUCAAAAGUGCAGUAAAAUCUCAGAAUCAGACUGUCACAUCAAACGAUGUGGAACAGGAUAAGCCGCUGAUACAGGAUAAUUUGGUAGAGGUAACGCCAGAAAGCACUAAUUCAAUUGAAGAAGCUACUCAAUUAUUCCUGAAUUCAAGUUCAUCAAACAUAAAAUCAAAUAAAUUGGAAAAUGAAAUUGUAUCAUCACACAUUGCAUCAGAAUCGAUAAUCUCAGAAAAUACUUCCGUUUCCGAAGAAAUGCAAAUUAAUUCCAAAGAAGAUGUAACCGAUGUGUGUGUUCGAUCACCUCUUCCGGAAAGAAAAUCAUAUCUAUCCAAAUCUAAUAGAGACUACUCUCACUUCGAGUCUCCACAAGUCAAAAGUGCAGUAAAAUCUCAUAAUCAGACUGUCACAUCGAACGAUGUGGAACAGGAUAAGCCGCUGAUACAGGAUAAUUUGGUAGAGGUAACGCCGGAAAGCACUAAUUCAAUUGAAGAAGCUACUCAAUUAUUCCUGAAUUCAAGUUCAUCAAACAUAAAAUCAAAUAAAUUGGAAAAUGAAAUUGUAUCAUCACACAUUGUAUCAGAAUCGAUAAUCUCAGAAAAUACUUCCGUUUCCGAAGAAAUGCAAAUUAAUUCCAAAGAAGAUGUAACCGAUGUGUGUGUUCGAUCACCUCUUCCGGAGAGAAAAACAUAUCUAUCCAAAUCUAAUAGAGACUACUCUCACUUCAAGUCUCCACAAGUCAAAAGUGCAGUAAAAUCUCAUGAUCAGACUGUCACAUCGAACGAUGUGGAGCCGGAUAAGUCGCUGAUACAGGAUAAUUUGGUAGAGGUAACGCCAGAAAGCACUAAUUCAAUUGAAGAAGCUACUCAAUUAUUCCUGAAUGCAAGUUCACCAAACAUAAAAUCAAAUAAAUUGGAAAAUGAAAUUGUAUCAUCACACAUUGCAUCAGAAUCGAUAAUCUCAGAAAAUACUUCCGUUUCCGAAGAAAUGCAAAUUAAUUCCAAAGAAGAUGUAACCGAUGUGUGUGUUCGAUCACCUCUUCCGGAAAGAAAAUCAUAUCUAUCCAAAUCUAAUAGAGACUACUCUCACUUCGAGUCUCCACAAGUCAAAAGUGCAGUAAAAUCUCAUAAUCAGACUGUCACAUCGAACGAUGUGGAACAGGAUAAGCCGCUGAUACAGGAUAAUUUGGUAGAGGUAACGCCGGAAAGCACUAAUUCAAUUGAAGAAGCUACUCAAUUAUUCCUGAAUUCAAGUUCAUCAAACAUAAAAUCAAAUAAAUUGGAAAAUGAAAUUGUAUCAUCACACAUUGUAUCAGAAUCGAUAAUCUCAGAAAAUACUUCCGUUUCCGAAGAAAUGCAAAUUAAUUCCAAAGAAGAUGUAACCGAUGUGUGUGUUCGAUCACCUCUUCCGGAGAGAAAAACAUAUCUAUCCAAAUCUAAUAGAGACUACUCUCACUUCAAGUCUCCACAAGUCAAAAGUGCAGUAAAAUCUCAUGAUCAGACUGUCACAUCGAACGAUGUGGAGCCGGAUAAGUCGCUGAUACAGGAUAAUUUGGUAGAGGUAACGCCAGAAAGCACUAAUUCAAUUGAAGAAGCUACUCAAUUAUUCCUGAAUGCAAGUUCACCAAACAUAAAAUCAAAUAAAUUGGAAAAUGAAAUUGUAUCAUCACACAUUGUAUCAGAAUCGAUAAUCUCAGAAAAUAUUUCCGUUUCCGAAGAAAUGCAAAUUAAUUCCAAAGAAGAUGUAACCGAUGUGUGUGUUCGAUCACCUCUUCCGGAAAGAAAAUCAUAUCUAUCCAAAUCUAAUAGAGACUACUCUCACUUCGAGUCUCCACAAGUCAAAAGUGCAGUAAAAUCUCAUAAUCAGACUGUCACAUCGAACGAUGUGGAACAGGAUAAGCCGCUGAUACAGGAUAAUUUGGUAGAGGUAACGCCGGAAAGCACUAAUUCAAUUGAAGAAGCUACUCAAUUAUUCCUGAAUUCAAGUUCAUCAAACAUAAAAUCAAAUAAAUUGGAAAAUGAAAUUGUAUCAUCACACAUUGUAUCAGAAUCGAUAAUCUCAGAAAAUACUUCCGUUUCCGAAGAAAUGCAAAUUAAUUCCAAAGAAGAUGUAACCGAUGUGUGUGUUCGAUCACCUCUUCCGGAGAGAAAAACAUAUCUAUCCAAAUCUAAUAGAGACUACUCUCACUUCGAGUCUCCACAAGUCAAAAGUGCAGUAAAAUCUCAUAAUCAGACUGUCCCAUCGAACGAUGUGGAGCAGGAUAAGUCGCUGAUAAAGGAUAAUUUGGUAGAGGUAACGCCGGAGAGCACUAAUUCAAUUGAAGAAGCUACUCAAUUAUUCCUGAAUUCAAGUUCACUAAACAUAAAAUCAAAUAAAUUGGAAAAUGAAAUUGUAUCAUCACCUCUUGCAUCAGAAUCGAUUAUUUCGGUUUCUGAUCAAAAGCAAACUAUUUCCACGGAAGAUGUAACCGAUGUGUGUGUAAGAUCACCUCUUCCGGAAAGAAAAUCAUAUCUAUCCAAAACCAUAAGAAACUACUCUCACCUCGGGUCUCCACAAGUCAAAAGGACAGUAAAAUCUCCCAAUCAGACUGUAACAUCAAACGAUACGUCGCUGUUAGAUAAUUCGCUUUUUCUGGAGGCCUUGUUUGAAACACCACCGCAAUCAAUACACCGAAAUUCGGCGAUUUCAGCGAAGAAGACAAAUAUUUCUAAAGAAACGGUUGAGUCUGAUGUGAUACAAGAUUCUAUCGAAUCUACGCCACCAAACAUAGAAAUAACAUGCGGACCAAACACAACGACGCCCAUGUCGGAAUCGAUACCGGAAAUAAUUCGAUUGGGCAUGAGCUCUUCAUUAAGAACGAUAUUCAAAACGCCUACACUAUCCUUGCGCAGUAGAACCACUUCUGAUGACAUUUCAGCGAUUAAAGAGGGAAUUCCUACAUUGAAUCUUGAGAUGAACGAAACAGUACUGGAAAAUACACUGACCUUAAAAAAUCUAUUCGAAACGUCUACUCAAUCGUUAGACUUUGAAUUACCAAAAAAAGGAUCAAUCGAAGAUGUGAAGAAGGGCUCAACAGUGAGCAGUGAAAAAGCUGAAAUAGUUCAAUCACAUGAAUUGACACCUGAUAUAUUGACAUUGCCAUCAACAGCAGUGCAUUCAAGGAGAUCGAAAAAUAUGUACCCGGAUACCCCUCAAAUAGUUUCUGCAAGCAACACGGUUUUACACUCAACAACGGUCACUAUUGACAAUGUUAUUCCUACUAGCUCUGAAGUUGAUAACAUGUUUUCUAUGUUAGCAGAGUCUUUAAUCGAAGAUGGCCCUGUUCUUGAAACUACGACCUAUAAUGCAGCGCCAAUCUCGAAUGAUACGUCAAAAUUAGAUGAAACGAUUCUGCAAACGACUAACACAGAUAUUACUGAACUAAUCAAUACUCCGGCAAGCAACAAAAUCGGUAGUACAACCAAAAUGAAUACAGAAACUCCUUUGAUUACUCCAUUUGUAAUAGAAGAAACUCCUGCAAAAAAUAACACAGUAUUAUUGGAGAACUUCGAGAUCUUGUCGAAUACAGUAUCAUCCUUACAAGACAGUAUACAAAUAUUCAACGACGAGGAUGAAUGUCAAACGCUCUCUAUAAAUGUAUCUACGUAUAAGAUAAAUGAUCUAGAACAUGUUACGCCUACUGUAGCAUGUACAGUCAUGGAUUCCAAUACAUCAAUAAAUGUUUCUCCAAGUCUCUUGAAGCACCUUUGUGAAAGAGUCAUUUCAUUAGAACACGCUGUUGAAGCGCUGGAUGAAACAACACUCAAUAACAGCAGUGUUUCAGGAUUGACUGAGCUUCAGACACCAGUACCAGCUACGACACCCGUUAUUUCCACAUCAUCUGGCGCAUUGACAGAAAUCUCAAUGGUUUCCACUAAACGUAAAUUGUAUACAAGAAAUUAUCCGGAUGAUAAAACUCCAGAAGGGCGAAAAUCAAUUGUUGUUCGACCAGUUAGCAACAAUGAAUAUCUAAACAUUGUGGAUCAGACUUCAAAUCAGACUACAAUUGAUAAGAAAGCAAAACGUAGUAAAUCAUCGAACAUUAAUGAUGGUAAGGAAAUUGUUAGGAAAGUACUUCCAACGCGAAAAUCACGACGAAAUAUUAAGUCACUGUCUGAAGAGAGUUUGGCGGGAAUUUCCCCGGAACCGAAAUUCGUCAAACCUAUUCCGAAUCAGACGACAGAUGAAAAUUGCAGUUUGUCUUCAGAAACUGAUAAAAAGUCUGUGAGUGAGUCCUUCAUUGGACGACGGAAAGUGAUGUUUAAUGAUGAAAUCCAAGUGAAAGAAAUAUGUUCACCAGCUCCUGUAGGUGAUAUAAUAAAAAAAGUAUCAUUACGUGGAAGAGGUCGCAAAGUCAAACGUGCUAUUGACGUAAUUAUUCCAGCAAAUAAUGAUGAAACCAUUAAACCGGCCACUAAACAAAUUCAAAAGGUUUCGCAUGACAUUGAAAAAAAUAAUAUCGGUAGUAUAAUUCCAACAAAUAUAAAUGAUGAUACUGUACCUACUAAUAAAGAAAGAGUAGAAGUUUCACCUCCAAAGCGAUCCCGACGAGUAGUGCAAACAAAAUCUACAAACAGUUCAUCUCAAACUCGGUCUAGAUUUUCAAAACGAAAUAAUCUAAACGUUGACAGUGAAGAUUGUUCAAAUGACCCACACACCGAUUGUGAUGCAGAUGGUACGAACGAUAUUCUAAUAGAGCAGGAAGAAGGAUCAACCAAGAAACCAACCAAGCAGGAAGGAAGAUCAACCAAGAAACCAACAAAAAAUACACAAAAGAAGAGAUUGUCUCACGAGGAUACUUUGCCUGAAAUUAUUGGAGAAUCAAAGGUUGUGGAAAAUACUCAACCAAUAUCAAACGUAGAAAAUUUCUUUGCACCUAUAGAUACUAAAGUAUCAACAGAACCAAUUGCGAAACGAUCUCGACGUGCAGCUGCAGCGCGAGAAUUGAAAUCAGCUAACGAGGAAGUUUCUACAUUCCCGUCAUCUUCCAAUGUACGUAUCGAAUUAGAGAAUGUAGAGGCUCUUGAAGAAAUCAAAGUUGACCAGAUUCUAGUUAAUCACGAAAUCACUGAAAAUAUUCAAGAAGUUCAGGAAUCAGCAGCAACUCGUCGUAGGGCGCGCAAUCCUAAGAAAAUUGAGAAAGCACUCUUCAAAAGAGAUACAUCGAAAACGGACCAAACUGAAACUGAUAAGAAACAUGAGGUGGUAGAUAAAAUACACAACGAAGUGGGACAAUCGAAAACAUCUAGCGAAAAAGUUUCUAUAUUGACGUCAUCUUCCAACAAGUCUAUGGGAUUAGAGAAAGUAGUGGCUCAUGAAGAAAUCAAGGUUGACCAGGUUCUAGGUAACCUCGAAAUCACUGAAAAUAUUCCAGACUCAGCAGCAACUCGUCGUAGGGCGCGCAAUCCUAAGAAAACUGAGAAAGCACUCUCCAAAAGAGACAUAUUAAAAACGAACCAAACUGAAACUGAUAAGCAAGAAGUCGUGAAUAAAACAAACACCGACUCCGAUCCAAUAAAUGUUCAAAGUAACGCAGUUGAGGAUGGAUCAAUCGAAGGACACACAUUUUCGAAUAGACCUCGACGUGGAGCACGAAACACCAAGACUGUGGUAACUGUUGGUGUACAAGAAACACUAAGCCCAACGUCAGUUCCGAAACUAUCUCGUCGUGGAAAGCCGAAAAGGGAAACGGAUAUCGAUGAUAAAGAUAAAGAAAAUUUGCUUGACUUAGUGUCAUCGGAUGCUAUCGCCGAGACAUCAGUUAUUGUCGAACAGUCUGAAAAGUUGAACCAAAGGAAAACCCGUCGUGGUACGGAAACAAGAAACGCAACAAAAAAAUUGGUUCGGAAACCAAAAACGCGACAACGAACAACUAGUCGCACCGCAUCUAAUACUGAUUCAACCUGGUGCGACAAUACCGAUUCAAAUGUGAAUGAAAAUUGUGAAACUACACGAAGUGCAGAUCAUUAUAUGUCUGACACCAGCGAAUGUUCUGCAAUAAAAAUAUCUGAUAGUUCAACUGUGGGAAAUUACAAAACUGAACAGAUCUCAAAAUUGAUUCCAACAAAACGAGGUCGUGGAAAGAAGGUAGUCGAAUCGAAUAUUGUCAAUGAGCCCUCCUCUCCGAAAAAAGAAAUGAACGAAUCUGUUUCUGAAUCUAGCGAAGAUACUUCGGACCGCAAACGUCGCGUUGCUCGACCAACCUUCAAAGAACCAGUUGAGCAACCGCCAUCUGUUAAAAUACAAAGAAGAUGUAGACAAAAAAAAAAUCAGAUUGAUAACCAUCUUGAUUCACAUCAGACUAUUGAAGAGUCUUUGAAUGAGUCUCACAUGAUCAAGACCAUGCUACCUUCGUCACUUACGUCAACACCUUUGGUGACAAGUUUCAUUGAAAAAACAGAUGAAGUUGAGAAAAAAAGCGGUCGUGGUAAAAGUCGAAAAAUUGCACACCCUGUGGUUUCCGCAUUAAUUGAAGAAGGGUGUACUACUAAUCGAAAGUCUCCCAGAGGACACCGUAAUAUAGAUCACGCUAGAAUUCAAGAUUCAAUUGUCGAGCAUUCCGAAGAUCCUGUGAUAAGACGUGGACGGGGAAGAGCAACCAACAAAAGCAAGUUAACAGAAGAAUCAAAAAAUGAUUCUAAACACAGCGCUGAACAGUUUCAGUCAAGCAGUCAUGAUAUGAAACCUAAAAUGGUCUCGCAAAAAAGAAAUGGUUCACCCAACAUAAUUCAAAAUGAGAAUUCAGGAGAAACCAUUACGGCCGAAGAUGAUAAACAGACAACGAAACGGACAAAAUCAACAAGAAAAACUACACAAACACUCAAAACAGAUGGGAAUGUUUCGACAGAGCAGAGCAGUCCGGCGAAAAAACGUACACGAAGGGUAGUUAAAAAAGAACCAUCAGGUACCGAUACAGAGGUUUCCUCGCCACACACUACUAAUGGGAAGCGACCAGUACGGUCAAGGAAAUAGUUUGUAUGUUUCUUUUUUUAUUCUCAUAAUUAUUUUUUUAUUUAACAGAACGAGAAGUUUAUAAUUCUUAAGUUUGUUGUAUUAUUUUUUAUGAUUAAUAUUAUUCAUUUUUUUUUAAGAAACAAUAAACCAAGAUGAUUUGAA
Malaya genurostris is the source of this 13752-nucleotide messenger RNA. RefSeq lists its product as uncharacterized. Gene Ontology annotation, molecular function: protein binding. The transcript has 15 exons. NCBI's taxonomy places the organism in Eukaryota, Metazoa, Arthropoda, Insecta, Diptera, Culicidae. The record is from RefSeq and is a predicted model, not a curated record. The coding region runs from base 178 to 13608 and encodes 4476 amino acids.